CGGAGAUAUGCCUCGCACUGUCUCGCCAAUGUUCGGACAACCAGGUUCUCGGAAUUAACCGUCUCGUAGGUCCGCCCGAAGCACCUUGAAUGUCUUGAUUAAUCAUUGGAUUUCUCUAGUUCAUCGCCGUUUUGGGGCGAUAGGCCGAUGGAUGGGAGAGCGGAAUCGGGAUAUUCCCUCUUCUGGGGUGUCUGCUUGACUAAUGCUUUAUCUAUGGAUAUUGGUUUCGAUUUUACAGCUCCACCCUGGAAAGCUUGUCAAUAUAUAAGUGUUUGGAGGUCCUGGCUGAGUACAAAAAUGAUCCACGCUACUGAUUGAACUGUUUUCUUAUAAUAAUCUUGUCCGACAGUCUAACACGGUGUGCGAUGGCUGAACAACACCCCGCUGGACACAGCCCGGGGGACCUCCCCAGACAGAACAUGCCCACCCAGGCAUCAGAAACCACCCUCAGCGCAGCCCCUAACGACCCGGCAGGGGCAGGGGAAAAUCGGGACAUGGAAAAGGGAGCUCCAGACUCGGAUGCCCCCGCGAAAGACCCCAAUUUGGUGGAAUGGGAGGGCCCUGACGACCCCGAGAACCCGCAGAACAUGCCGGCCUGGCGGAAAUGGGUCUUGACCAUGACUCUCUCGUCCAUGACCAUGUGGAUCACCUUCGCCAGCAGUGUCUUCUCGACGGCCACGGUCGUCACGUCCAAGGAAUACAACGUCUCGACCGAGGUCAUGACCCUGGGGACCAGUCUCGUGGUGUUUGGCUUCGCGCUGGGCCCGCUGGUCUGGUCGCCGCUCUCGGAGCUCUACGGACGCAAGCUGCCGCUGUUCCUCGGAUACGCCGUGUUUGCCAUCUUCCAGAUCCCUGUGGCCGUGGCGCAGAACCUCUACACCAUCAUGAUCUGCCGCUUCCUGAUGGGCGUGUUCGGCUGCUCGCCGCUGGCCGUCGUCGGCGGCGCCAUGGCUGAUUUCUGGGACCCCGUCGACCGCGCCGUGGCGAUCGCCAUGUUCUCAUCGGCGACCUUCGUCGGACCGGUGCUGGGCCCCAUCGUGGGCGGGUUCCUGACGGAUUCAUACCUGGGAUGGCGGUGGACGGCCUGGAUCACGCUGAUCGCGUCGGCCUCGUUCGGCCUGCUGGCCCUGUUCAUCGUUCCGGAGACCUAUGCCCCGGUCCUUCUCCAGCGGCGCGCGGCUCGUCUCCGCCGCGAGACCGGCAACUGGGCGUACCACUCCUUCCUCGACGAGCACCGGCCGACGGCCUCGGAGAUCGUCAACAAGUACCUCCUGCGACCGAUCCAGAUGCUCUUCCUCGAGCCCAUCCUCCUCCUGAUCACCAUCUACCUUGCCCUGAUCUACGGCAUCCUCUACCUCUUCUUCGAGGCCUACCCGGUCUCAUUCCAGGAGCAGCGCGGCUGGACCAACGGGGGCAUCGCGGGGCUGCCCUUCAUCGGCAUCAUGGUCGGGGUCCUCUGCGGCGCGGCCCUCAUCAUCUACCAGACCAAGACGCGCUUCGCGCGCCAGCUGGUCAAAAACGGCCACGUGGUGCCCGAGGAGCGACUGAUCCCGAUGAUGAUCGCGUCGGUGCUCCUCCCGGCGGGACUGUUCUGGUUCGGCUGGACCUCCGACCGCAACAUCUCGUGGGUGCCGCAGGUGAUCGCGGGCGUGCCCAUCGGCAUGGGCAUCCUGGUGAUCUUCAUGCAAGGGCUGAACUACAUCAUUGACGUGUACAUGAUGUUCGCCAACUCGGCCAUCGCGGCCAACACGCUCGUCCGGAGUGCUCUGGGUGGGGCGUUCCCGCUCUUCGCCGUCCAGAUGUAUCACCGGUUGGGGGUGAACUGGGCGUCGAGUCUGCUGGGAUUCAUCACCAUCGCGAUGAUUCCGAUCCCGAUUGUGUUUUAUGUGUAUGGGAAAAGGAUCCGAGCUAUGAGCAAGUUUAGCCCGAAGUUCUAGGGGUUUGCAUUGCAUCGUAAGGGCAUCAUGGCGUUUCUCACUUCUACCCUGUUCUGGAAUUAGCAUAUAGUCAUAAUAUAGAUCAAUA
Molecule: messenger RNA, 2025 nt
Organism: Aspergillus candidus
Lineage: Eukaryota; Fungi; Ascomycota; Eurotiomycetes; Eurotiales; Aspergillaceae
Product: MFS transporter
Exons: 1
Coding region: 366-1937 (523 amino acids)
Biological process (GO): transmembrane transport
Molecular function (GO): transmembrane transporter activity
Source: RefSeq, a predicted model, not a curated record